UGUUAAAGAAGUUGUAUGUGGUUUCUGGUAUCUCUUGCUCUCCACUGUUCAGCAUGGAAAACCCUGCUUGCCAGGAAUUUGCCUUGAAGAGCCCCAGAGGACAGGCAGCAGGCAGAAGGAUGUGCGUGUGGUUGUGUUAGGCUCAGCUCAGAGGACAAGGCAAUGGUGGGCUAAGCCUCAGCCUGGAAGAAGGAAGCACCUCCAUGUGUCAACUAGGCAUUGCAGUGUAAUUUUCCAGGUCAGACGAUUAAAACAAGACAAUGGAUUGGGGAGCUCUGCAUACCAUUUUAGGAGGUGUGAAUAAACACUCCACCAGCAUUGGGAAGAUAUGGCUCACAGUCCUGUUCAUCUUCCGUAUCAUGAUCCUGGUUGUGGCUGCAGAGAGAGUCUGGGGAGACGAACAAGAUGACUUUAUCUGCAACACUCUGCAACCUGGUUGCAAGAAUGUUUGCUAUGAUCACUUUUUCCCCAUCUCUCACAUCAGACUCUGGGCCCUGCAAUUGAUUUUUGUUUCCACACCUGCGUUGCUGGUGGCCAUGCAUGUAGCUUACAGGAGGCAUGAGAAGAAAAGGCAGUUCAGAAAGGGAGACCAGAAAUGUGAAUACAAGGACAUUGAAGAAAUCAGAAAACAGAGGUUUCGUAUUGAGGGUUCCUUGUGGUGGACAUACACUAGCAGCAUCUUCUUCAGACUGGUCUUUGAAGCUGUCUUCAUGUAUGCAUUUUAUUUCAUGUACGAUGGGUUCCGAAUGCCUCGUUUAAUGAAGUGUAAUGCUUGGCCCUGCCCCAACACAGUAGACUGCUUUGUUUCUCGACCUACUGAAAAGACAGUGUUUACUAUUUUCAUGAUUGCUGUGUCCAGUAUUUGUAUUCUUUUAAAUGUGGCUGAAUUAUGUUACUUACUGACAAAAUUUUUCCUCAGAAGGUCUAAAAAAGCUGGAAGUCCAAAACAUCACCCUAAUCAUGAGAAUAAGGAAGAAACCAAACAAAAUGAAAUGAAUGAGUUAAUAUCUGAUAGCUGUCAGAACACAGUUAUAGGAUUUUCAAGUAGCUAAGAUGGUGUCAAUGCUGGUGUUCACUCUUUUUGGGGUGAAUGUCCUUUGUUUAAAGGCUGCAAAUGAAAUCUGUUAUAUGAGACAAGUUGAGUGAGACUUUGAUACGUAGUGUCAGGUGUCAAUUAUGCACAUGUCUUGGAAAAAAAGUCAGGGCAGCCUAAAUGUGAAAAUUGUGUGAGGAUUAAAUAGGAAAGUGUAUCUUCCUGUGAGUACCCUUACAAGUUAACUAUGACAAGUGGGAAACCCACUAAUUACCUUCAUGCUACACAGCUUCUGAAAACUACAUGCAACAGCAAUAAGAACAAAAAUCUUUUUCAAGCUAGAUACUCUAGUAUUACGAUAUGUUUUGUAAUAGUGAUAGUUUUUACUUGUGAACUGACAAAAUAUUUUUCUAAAAUCUAAGAUUCCAUGUUAAUUAAGGUAUUAAUAGCACACAACUGACUGUAUCUUGUUUCUUAACCAGGCAUAUGCAGGUGAACCCUGUAAUACCAUAUUCAUAGGGAGGAGGCAGCUAUAGGCUACUUCUUUACAGCUUUUGCAAGUGCUGCUUGAGUCUGGACAGGUAGCUUGAGCCUGUUGCAUACACAGUGCUGGCUGUAGGGGAAGUUGUGUGAAAGCCCACCACGUGGCAGUGUGGAUGAUUGAGGUAGCUAGGUCCUGAGUACAAACUUGUGCUUAAAACCAGCAUGACAGUAUAGAUACAGCCUAAUUAGACUUGCUUUAAACGUCUAGCAGACCUGGUAAUCUUACCAAUCUUCUAAUUGCAUAUUAUCAGUUUUAUAGCAACAGACCUAACUGUGUAAAUGUUUAUUAUUUCUCUAAUGUAUUAGCUGUAUUUGUUUAUGGUUUUGAUUUGUUUGCUUUUUUUGUGGUAGACUGUUAUGAAACUAGGGGCUCUUUGGUUUGAAGGACAUGGAAAAAGUAUCACUGGAAAUGGAACAAGUCUUCUGAAUAAAAGGCAAACACUUUAACCUUUCUUAAUGAA
Molecule: messenger RNA, 2037 nt
Organism: Athene cunicularia (burrowing owl)
Lineage: Eukaryota; Metazoa; Chordata; Aves; Strigiformes; Strigidae
Product: gap junction beta-6 protein
Exons: 2
Coding region: 261-1052 (263 amino acids)
Biological process (GO): cell communication
Cellular component (GO): connexin complex
Source: RefSeq, a predicted model, not a curated record